GAGAGAGAGAGAGAGAGAGAGAGAGAGAGAGAGAGAGAGAGAGAGAGAGAGAGAGAGAGACUCCUCUGUUGGGGAGAAGAGAAAGAAGAGGGUAUCGGGCAUGAACGGCGAGGUAAUCGAUCGAAGAAGAAGAAAAGGAGAAGGAAAUUGUGGGGAACAGCAGGGGGAGUCAUCUCCAUCGCGUGCGCCGAGCUCUAUUCGGAGAGAGGGUCCCGGCGGCGGAUCCGCACCGGAGUGGGAGGAGGGGCUGACGAUCCAGGGGCAAUUCGGGGCAAAGCUGAUUCCAGCGCUUGGGGGUUCAUCUACGCGGCGCAGUCUCGAUCUCCUGCCGCGCAUUCCUCCCCCUCUCCCAGGCGGGGGGGCCGGCAAUAUCACUAACGGUAACGGUAGCCCGGCUGCUACAGGUAGCAACUCGACCCCGCGCCGACCGCUUUCUGCGCCCAUCCGCCGACCGUCGUCAUUCUCGAUGGAACUAGCAAACGGGGUGGAAACACAGAGAGGAGGGCUGCAGGCGGCGCCAGGCUCCCCAACGGCGCGUGGGGGGGGAGUGCGGGCGGGGCGAGGGCCACUUCAAGGCGACGAAACAUCAGCAAGAGCUGCCGAUGGUGGGGGGACAGCUCCCCCCCCUCAUUCCGCCGGUGCUGCGGCGGCGGCUUCCCCCACAUUCGGCGGUCGAAACUUCCCUGGUCAGAUCAGGGAAACUUCAUCGACAGCAAAACAGUACGGCAGAGGAUCGUCCUCCUCCUCCUCAUCUGCUUCCGCGGGUGCCAGCGAAGGGGCUGCGGAAGGCGGGGAGAGUUAUGCGCAGACCGCGCCGGCCAGGGAGAGGGAGAGGGAGAGGGAGGCGGAGAGGGAGAGGGAGAGGGAGAGGGGCAACCAGCGGACAUCUCAGAGCCAGAGCUUUACCACCGCUCACACUCAGAGUCUGACCACGGUAAGCGCUCCGCCAUCCAUAGCGCGGACAUCAGGGGGGGAUGAUCGAACGGUCAGCACUUCAUCGUUCUGGUCGAGAGGAAUCUCGGUGGAUGUCACAGGCGCCGCGUCGGAGAUGUCGGAUCGCACAGAGGCAGACGUGAUGACGCGCGUAUCGGGGAUGGUGGACAUUCUCAAGUUGAGCUGAAUGAAGUGCGGUCAGAUGUGUCUCACAGAGUUGCAGUAAAGUUAUCCUUCAGUC
Chara braunii is the source of this 1174-nucleotide messenger RNA. NCBI's taxonomy places the organism in Eukaryota, Viridiplantae, Streptophyta, Charophyceae, Charales, Characeae. The record is from the annotation of a GenBank genome assembly.